ACGGUUUGAUCUUUUUUAGAACUAUCAAAUUUUAAUAACAUUCUUUCAUUAUUUAUAUACUAAUCAUAAAUUAUUCUUACGAACUCAUAAAGAGCCAAUUCAUCUAUUAUUGAUUGAUAAGGAUAGUCGCAAAUAAGACACGCUACAUUUUUCUUGUACUAUAAUAAACAUCUCAAUAAAUAGUAAUUACCCAUAUGAUGUCUUCAUCUAAUAAAAUAAGUUUGCCGCCAAUAUCGGAUAUUUUACUUCCUCCAUCAAUACAUCAUCUCCAGCAUCAACAGCCUCAAGUUACUGCUCCGCCACCUCCACCAGCUCCACAACAGCAAUCAGUUCCUAUACAGCCUCAAAGAUGGCAACCUCAACAUCCAGCUGGUCCCCCAGCUCCACACUUAAGAAAUACUAGGUCUUUAUUACCUCCUAUCAAUUCGGUGCCUUCCAAUAUCUUGAGUCCAUCUACUAGAUAUUUACCAUCUACCGCUGUGCCGGGUCCUUCAUAUGAAGGUAAUAUACCACAUGCUACUAAUAAUUAUUACUAUACCUCAAUCCCUUCUACAAGUAGCAGCAUAUUGACUCCAACUCAUUCAUUGGUAAAUUCCACCGCAUCAUUGUCUGCAAGAUCACCAUUAUCUCAUAAUUCAUCACCUGCUUCAAAUACAACUUCAGGUUUAGCAUCUCCACCUUUACGUCAAACUCAGUCCCAUCAUGCAUUAUACCAGAGACAUCCAUCUAUUCCUCACCCACAGCAUCAUAUACAUCCCAUGGUACAACAACCACCAUUAUACAAACCAAACACAUCCACUUACAGAAAUUCGUCUAUCGGGGAAAUUAGUGAUGAGGACGAAGUAAGUGAAGAGGAUAGGUAUAAGGUGAGGAGACAGAGAGAAAGAACAGGGAGUACCGGUAGUGAAGAAUUAGAUGCAAAUGGCAUACCUUCAAUCAAGAGGAAAACUAGAAAUAAUUUACCAAAGGAGAUAACUUACAUAUUAUUAAAAUGGCUAAAUGAUCACUUAAACCAUCCAUAUCCAAAUUCAUUUGAAAAGAACCAACUAAUGAUGGCUACUGGGUUGAAUCAACAACAAUUAUCAAAUUGGUUUAUCAAUGCCAGAAGAAGAAAAAUUAAACUGUUAAAGGAGCAAAAGAGAAUCAAUUUAAUUUGACAAGAUUAUUAACUUCAAUUUGUUUCAUUCCACAAAAAUUUAUCUAAAGUUUAAGUUUACUAGCUUAACUUUAUUAUUUAUUUUCCAGUUUUAAGCUUAGCUCUUUUUCAAGCUAAGGGCCACAAAUUCAGUGCAUAGCUUCAUCAUCUAUUUAUUUAUUUAUUUAUUUAUUUAUUUAUUUAUUUAUCUAUUUAUUUAUUUAUUUAUUUAUUU
Molecule: messenger RNA, 1370 nt
Organism: Scheffersomyces amazonensis
Lineage: Eukaryota; Fungi; Ascomycota; Pichiomycetes; Serinales; Debaryomycetaceae
Product: homeobox domain-containing protein
Exons: 1
Coding region: 195-1157 (320 amino acids)
Biological process (GO): regulation of transcription by RNA polymerase II
Molecular function (GO): RNA polymerase II cis-regulatory region sequence-specific DNA binding
Source: RefSeq, a predicted model, not a curated record